Messenger RNA from Hylaeus volcanicus, 13712 nucleotides. RefSeq lists its product as uncharacterized. NCBI's taxonomy places the organism in Eukaryota, Metazoa, Arthropoda, Insecta, Hymenoptera, Colletidae. Bases 1800 to 11075 code for a protein of 3091 amino acids. Gene Ontology annotation, biological process: neuromuscular junction development; dense core granule priming; synaptic vesicle maturation. The record is from RefSeq and is a predicted model, not a curated record. Gene Ontology annotation, molecular function: calmodulin binding; syntaxin-1 binding; phospholipid binding. Gene Ontology annotation, cellular component: presynaptic active zone cytoplasmic component; terminal bouton; plasma membrane. The transcript has 22 exons.
CUGAGUCAGUCGCAUCGGUAUAUUUGUACCGUGGGCUACACGCCGGCAGGGCUUCCGUGCGAACGGCCUUUCUUCGGCUCGACGUGGACGCCGAGCGUUCACUCGCUCGCGAACGACGGCUCCUAGGCGUGGAAGGCUCGUGUGCGCGCGUGGCUUGAUCGUCGAGUGAGUGCGUCGAGGGUGCGUGCGCGCGCGGCGCUCGUUUUCGUGCUUGUGUUCCGUGCUCGCCUCCGCCGAAACAGCGGGAUUCGCAGCGGGGGCGAGGAAGAAGAAGACGACGACGACGGAAGUUCGAGAUGUGAGCGGCUGCUGGUCGGCCGUCGCGAAUCAACCACCGUCGAUCGGCGGUCGAAGGGUGGUUUUAACGGGGGAACGCACGCACGCAGGGGAAAACCUGCUGUACCUCGGAAAAAUUUCGUGAUUCGUGAUCGAGGGCAGCGAUCGUCGAGGGGAAGCUGAAGUGCUACUGGCAACGAUUCUCGCGGUGUGGAAGAUGAACAAUUUUGGAAAAGUUCGCCAGCACGAAGAGCACAGACGAGCGAACGAGGAUGUAUCGAUCGGGAGGGUGAGAAGUUGAAUCAAACGCGUGGGAACAGGCCGACAUAUCGACUGCGAGGAAACGAAGAUAUCGGAUGCAAAGUUCGUCUACGAUAACGAACGUAAAAUUAUCGAGUUAACAAUAUAUGGAUGCUUAUCGAAGGAGAAAUAACUAUAUAAUAAAUCUAUUAAAGAGGAAAUAAUAUUUAUUCGUGGAGCGAUUUGAAUCUAUUUGUUUUAUCUACUCGUUCGAAGUUUAAAGAUUCUAUGAUAAUUACGUGGUAAAUAGUUGAAUAAAGCGCCGAGGGGCCGCGUAUAUCGCCGUUUUAACGAGACACCGAAGCUGCGAAUCUUCGACGAAGAGAAACGACCAAGAAAACGAAUGCUGUCAAUUAUAAUAUUCUGAAUCAUCGGGUUACGAUUUUCGCCUAGUUCAAUUACUAUUAUUCUACUAACGGGUUUAAGCAGUUUCACUUCUGUAGCGGUUCUUUCAAUCUACCUCUUGUCUAAGAAGGAUACAAGCAUAAGCUGACAACGAAGAAGUGACGCGUGGUGAAGAAAAGUGCGGGUAAACGGCCUACAAACGUAUCCGUAGAUAUAGUUCGCGACGGGUCCUCGAGUUGGCCCCUCACAAUGGUUGUACCUGGUUUAAUCUGCUGUUAAGACUUCGCCGUUCAGAAACGGAAGCUCUCGCUUCUGCGCCGAUUCGAAGAUAGCGGCGGCGGCAUGAACACACGAGAUUGGUUACGAAGUGCCAUUCGCAGAGUGUCGCGCGAUCUCGAACGAUUCAUCAAGAUCGCGCCGAACGACUAUCAAACUUUGUGCAUGCGGUUGUAGUGUAUAGAAGAAACAAAGGGAAAGUAGACCGACGAACGGGGGUAACGGAGAGACACAGUGACAAUAUAUUUCCUCGUAUCGCAACGUAGAAGUGAACGGUAAAAUAGUGCGCGGAUUCGACAGAUGGGCGCGAAGUGAAGAAGGGGGAGAUCGAGGACAGUCGACAUGGAGAUCGUUAACGGGCGAAGUGCGUCCAAGUAUCGUUCGGGUUUUCCAGCGUCGAAGACCUCCGCGAGAUACAUCAAAGCGCCGUUAAUGUUCCUUCUCGGGCCCCAGGGAAGAUUGUAAUUUCGCUUAUCGUCAGCGUCGCACGACGCGCGCGAUGAAUCGUCCCGAGGAUCGUCGAGAGCCUAAAUCAGGCCGACCAGUGGAAGCUUAGGUGACGGGGUUGACCCACGUAUUGCGUUAUUGUUCACGCGAACUUCAUGAAAAUGGACUCGACGAAGCUGGGCGGGCCAGCCCCAACCAGCCCGAGGGCUCAUUCGCCUGCCAUGCCGACGUAUAGCACCACCGGGGACGGGAACAUCGAUUACAUAAUCGGGGAUUACAUGGAACGACUCGGCACGAGGUUAAACAUACUCGAGACCGAGCUGAGGUACGCGUGGAGGGCGCUGGAUCUCCUCAGCCAAGAAUACAUUAAAAUGUGGGAGAGACUGGAGAAACUGGAGGGUCUGCUCUACGAACAGCAGACGGUUAUCAGUCAGCUGAUCGAGUUCUACGCGGGCGGAAGCAGCCACGAGGCUCCGAACGUGGUGGAGGAGACGUUGGCCAAUCAACAGAGCACGGUGGGAGAGCUGGAGGCGAUCGCGAAGACUAUAGGGACCUCGAUGAGCAUCGAGGAGACGACAGCGUUGAGGGAGAAACUGACCCAGCAGGAGUUGGUGAGGAUGCACGGACUAACGCAGGACAGCACGGCCGCUGCUGCCGUGGUCACCGACAUUCACCGAAACGUCAGAAACUUGGACGCUCUGGAGACCCUCGAGGAAGAGGGCAAUCUUCCGGACGAGGCCUUCUACAGAAGCUUGAACAAUGCUUACAGAGAAGACCUGAUAUGUGGCGACACGUCCAGGCCGACGUCGCAGUUGGGGAUGAUCUGGGAAGAGGCGGAGGACGAGGACGCGAACGGAAAGAAAGACGCGGAGGCGAACAUCUUCGACAAGACCACGAAGAAGGAAACGGAGCUCGAGGAGUUGAUCAACAAGCCGACGAAGGAAGAGAUACAGGAGGCGGUGACAAAAAAGGAGGACGAGGCGGACGAGGACGAAGGCGAAGUGUUCAGCGCGGCUGACUAUAAGAGUUACCGCGGUAACACGCCCUGCGUCAGCGAACAGGAUCUCGCCCAGCUGUCCAGGCUCAGUUCCAUCGAUCAGGUGGCUCUGGAGAAGCUUCACGAGUUGGACAGGCUGACCAACAAACUUCAAAAGGACUCUCAGAACUUGAUCGAGCUCCAGUCGCGACUGAUGGACUCCCCGAAGAGACAAUACAGCUCCGAGGCUGAAGCGAAGUUAGCCGAAGAAGCGAGUAGCAUAGACGAGCAACUCAGAAAAAUUUACGCCGAGACCGACGUCGACAGUUGGACUUUCUCGAAGAGCCCUGGGUCGACGGGCAGAUCGAUCUCCAGAGUCAGCACCGACAGCGGCCUGGCCACCGACGGCGACUUCACAACCAGAUCGAUUUCGCCGAGGCUGACGUCCACAUCCAGAACGAAUCUGGAUUCCAUCUCGACCACCUACACCCCGCCGAGACUGACCUACAGCGCGACCGCAAGGGAAAAGAGUCCCGAGCCAGUUAUCCAAUUACCCAUAGACGUCGGGAGCUUCGCCAAAGGUUACGCGGAGAACAAGGAAUUAACGGAUCUGAUGGUCGAGAGCUUCGUAGCCGUGACUUGCGCGUCGCCAACUAUCUACAGCACCACCGCCGACAAAGUGCCAUCGCCAACUCUCUCGGCGGGUAGCGUCCACAGCGUGCACAGCGUCCACAGCGUGCAGAGCCUUCGAACCAGGCAAGACGGUUACUUCGGUAGCGCAGCCAGACUGAACUUAGAAUUCCAAGAGAGUAGAACACCGCCUAGCCCCUCGCCCAGUUCACCGCCUCCUCCAGCUCCUCAAGACUCCGCGGAAUCCUUCCUGAUGCCAGGCACGGAUCAGAGGGAACCCGACGUGAAGUGCUCUCAGAGUCCCACGUUUCUGAGAAACGCGGAGAAGCUCGUGUCCCUGGAGCAAGGUCGCCUGAGUCCGCGGACCCCUCAUUCACCUAAAUCGCCGCGAGUGUCGCCUAAGCACACGACCAAGCCUAGCUGCGUCGCCAACAUAGUAGCGGCGAAAUCCGACUCGGGCCUAUCUUCCAUGAGCGGUUGGAGCAGCUUGGACAAGUCGCCGAGCUCUCCGAAAAGUUCCAUCGCCAAGAUGCUCACGUCCUACUCGGUGGAUCACGCCAGGACGAGCUUGAUCCCGAGCACAACGUCGAUCAGAACGAGCAGUCCGAUACCGCCGCUUCCGGAAACGACGAUCGCGGUCAUCACGGAACCUCUGUACGACACACCCGAGGGCAGAGACGCUUUCGCGAACGCCAACGCUACAGUCACCAGCCACUCGUUCACCGUGGCGAUGAAUCAUCUCUCGGCGUACACGUCCAUGAAGUCACCGACUACCAAAGAGGAUUACAACUUCGUGCCACCGCCAGCGCCGGUCGCGACGACCUGUCAGAGUCCGAAGAAACGGAGUCGUCAGCAAACGUUGCAGCACACUUACGACACAGUGGCGCCUGGAUGCACGCUGGAUUACACGUUCAGGCCGGAUCAACCAGCUAUUUACUCGGUAGCUGGGAGCAAUCGACAGCAAGCCAUCACGAGCGUCUACACCAGCGGUUCCGGCACUUACGGUCCCAAGGCCACGACCACGGUUUACUAUUCGGACUCGAUGGACCAGUACAACACUUACCCGGACAACUUCAACGCCGGACAGUACGCGGACCCCGGUGGAAUGGGUCACAUAAAGAAACCGUUGAGGGGUGCCGUGUUCUCCGACGGUCUGACGAACCACGAGGGAUACAAAGCCGCGUUGUACCGCACAAUGUUUCCCACGGGGAACAUCACAGACGCUUUAUCGUACUACCCAACCAGCGCAAACUUGCCGCGAACCGAGACGAACGAAUGUUCGUGGCUGAACUCGAUGGAGGAUCAGAUACCUCACGAUUCGACGUCCUCGAGUAUCAGGUCCUUAACAUCCGAUGGCAGCUACGUUCAGAGUCCCUACACGGACAGAAGGUAUCCUCAGCCGCCGGCCUACCAGAGCCACCAGUAUCAUCACACCUACGCGAACCAGAGCUACCCGCAAACUUAUCAGCAGCAAUAUCAACCCUAUAGUCAAAGACUGAGUAGUACCGACAGCGCACAACUCACCGAUGGCUACCAGAGGCAAUGGCAACAGGAGCAUCAGUACAUACAGAAUCACGAAACCGGAAGAUUGCCUAGCGAGCAGUCGCAGCAUCAGCAAAGCGAGUACUACGACGCCUCGAGUGUAAUAGUGUCCCAGUCCGGGUACAUCAGCAUCGCUACGAACCUAAAGGACCACGAGAUGGAGACCACCAAAACGACGAAGAAGAUCAGAAGAGGUGCCUCCUUGAAGAACGCUAUGAGUUCCAUGAGCAACUGGCUGCCCGACUUGCACCUCAGUAAGAGGCACAGAAGUCACUCCUUGCCUGGCGGGGUGAGACGAGAAGACCUGGACGGCCCUCAGGACCAGCAACAAAGAGUUCCUCCCGCGGAAGCUGGUACGGCCAGAGGUCGCGGUAGAGGUCAAGCGCCCAGGAAGAAGAAAAAGAACACCCUCGUCUCUACCGUAUCCGGAAUUCUUCAGAAAGCCAAGAGACGAAGCCAUCAAUCGCAGUCCCUGUCCGAUCCUGAGCAAUCCGAAACCGAAUGGAGCAGUGGCAGACAAAGUGGUUUAUCGGAGGACGAGGACAGCGUCAUGUCUGACGCGACUCAAGAUCAGCCUCUCUUCGCGAAAGUGAAAUCCUCGAGCACGAAACGCAAACCACUGGUAUCACAACCGAUCGCUCUGCAGCAGCAGCAAUCGACGCAACAGUUGCCGCCGCAGCAGUUGGAGUACAUGCAGCAUCAACAGCAGCAGAACCUUCAGCAACAGCAGCAGGCCCUUCAGCAGCAGAUUCAACAGCACCAAGAGCAGUUGCACCAGCAAGCUCUCCAAGAUGGCUGGGCUAAGGAGAAGGAGCAAAGGAAAGAAUUGGAUCACGACAUCGCCGAUCAAAUGGGUGGUUUUGAAGAAGAAACGUCGGGAAAGAGUACUGGUUCGGGCUCCGGUGGCUCCUCUAUAUUCCAAACCGUCGGCGACAUCAAACGAUCCACAGGUAGCUCGGACGAAGCUCCCAACGAGAAAGCCCCGAAGCUCCCACCCGUGAACCUGAUGGGAGGCGCGAGCAUGGAGUUCGCAGUGUCCAGGGCGCUGGGAAAAUAUCGACAGAGACAAUCCUCCACGGUGUCCGACGAACAACCGCCCAGCGAGGAAUCCAACAACGACAAAAAGUCCGAGGACGGGACCGUGCAGACCCUCGAGACCAGCUUCGAAUAUCCUGAAGAUGUGUCAGAGAAAAGCGAGAAGAGCGAGAAAUCCAGCAGCACCAGAUUGCCAGAGUUGGUGACCAGCAUAUCCGAAGAGGCUCCUCCGUCCGAAGGUAGCCCAUCCGCGUCGAGUACGAGAGGCCCAACGUCGGGUAGUCGAUUCAUGCCACGUCACCAGCAAUCCCUCGAGAUUCCUUGGACAGGAGCACGACCCGGCGAGCUGGACGAAGAUAAUCGGAGCACGCAUUCUUAUAGAAGCACGUCGAGGGUCUCGUCCAGGCGGCAGAGCACGGAAGAUUCGAUAGAUUCCGAGGACGAAUGGUACAGAUACGAGCUGAGGAAGCUGGAAGACCUCGAGAGGCAGUCAACGACGGAAGUGGAUGUGGGCGAGACGUUGGUGCAACAACAACCACCCGAAGAGACCGAACCUUAUCAACCAGACGACACGGUGAAGGAGAAGAUGUCGUUCGUACUGAAAGAGCUGAAGCUGAAGGCGACUACAAAGGUCAAGGAGUCGCCGAAAGAGGAGAAGGAGGAGCCACGAGCGACGAAAGUGAACGGAUCCAUCGCGAAAGAUCGUCGUAUCGAGGAGAGGGACAGGUACGAGAAGCCUAUUCCCAAACGGAAAUCCGCGGAGAGCAUCGAAGCGGUGUUCGCGAGGGUGACCGAUUACCACACCUGGGUGAACGAAGAGGAAGCCAGAAAGGAGAAGCCACCCUCGUCGGUGGAGGAGGGCUCAUCCGGGGAGACCUCUGGCCCGGACAGUCCCGUCCAAUCGAUGGACGAGGAGGAAGAGGAGGAGCCGAAAGAUCUCGAAGAGGAACAGUCGAGACGGAGUUCCAGCGGCUCAACCCUGCGCCACGGCGAGAAAAUUCAACCCGGAUCGGAGUCCCUUUCACGCGAAGGUAGCGUAAGUGUACCACCUAGCGAGGUGUCCGUCAGCAUCCCGGGUGCUUGGGAUUCAGAGAGCACUGUCCUUGAAGGCCUCGAACGCGACGGAGCCGGCAGCGCCGAGACGGCCACCACGGCGACCUUGAGCCUACCGAAAAUAAAAAUCGAUUCCUCGUCCUGCGGUAGCUCCGACACUACACUGAAGGAGGGCCAGGUGAGUCCUGGUCCGCCUGGAUCGAAGUGGAAGCUACUGAAAGCGUUGAAGGAACGCAAGGCCGAGGAGAAGCUCAAGGAGGUCGAGGAGGCCUCUAAGGAGACUGCUAUUCCCCAGGGACCCACUGCAAACGGCAGCGGACCUGGAGGCGAAUCCGGCGGACGGGGGAACGGGCAUCCUGGAGACAAUCCUUUCUACAGCUACAUCGACAGCAUGCCGGACAUUCGGCCGCGCCGAAAAUCGGUGCCAAUGGUCUCCGAGCUGACAAUGGCGGUGACGAAGAGGAACGCUGGAGGUCUAACAUCGGCGGUGCCCAGAGCAACAUUGAACGACGAGGAGCUGAAGAUGCACGUGUACAAGAAAACGCUGCAGGCAAUGAUCUACCCGAUCUCCUCGACGACACCGCACAAGUUCUUCACCUGGACAGCGACGUCGCCGACCUACUGCUACGAGUGCGAGGGUCUUCUCUGGGGCAUUGCUCGACAAGGGGUGAGGUGCACGGAGUGCGGUGUCAAGUGCCACGAAAAGUGCAAAGACCUGCUCAACGCGGACUGUCUGCAAAGGGCGGCUGAGAAAAGCUCGAAGCACGGGGCCGAGGAUAAGGCGAACAGCAUAAUCACAGCCAUGAAGGACAGAAUGAAGCAGAGGGAGCGGGAAAAGCCGGAGAUUUUCGAGCUGAUCCGCACGACGUUUUCAGUCGACCCGGACACGCACAUAGACAGCCUCGAGCAGGCCGAACUGAUCGUCCUUGAGGGUACCAGCAAGUGGUCCUGCAAGAUCGCCAUCACAGUGAUCUGCGCUCAGGGACUGAUCGCGAAAGACAAGAGCGGCACGUCUGAUCCGUACGUGACGGUCCAAGUCGGGAAAGUGAAGAAGCGCACCAGGACGAUGCCGAGGGAAUUGAAUCCGGUUUGGCACGAGAAGUUCUACUUCGAGUGUCACAAUUCGUCCGAUAGAAUAAAAGUGAGAGUAUGGGACGAGGACAACGACCUGAAGUCGAAGCUGCGGCAAAAGCUGACGAGGGAGAGCGACGACUUCCUCGGGCAGACCAUCAUCGAGGUGAGAACGCUCAGCGGCGAGAUGGACGUCUGGUACAACCUGGAGAAGAGAACGGACAAGAGCGCUGUGUCCGGGGCGAUCAGGUUGCACAUCAGCGUGGAGAUCAAGGGCGAGGAGAAGGUCGCGCCUUAUCACGUGCAGUACACCUGCCUGCACGAGAACCUCUUCCACAGCCUGUGCGAGAAGAACGACGGCGUGGUGGGCCUGCCCCAGGCGAAGGGCGACGACGCCUGGAAGGUGUACUUCGAUCCACCUGGUGAAGAACUCGUCGACGAGUUCGCGAUGCGAUACGGCAUCGAGAGCAUCUACCAAGCAAUGACACACUUCCACUGCCUCUCGACGAAGUACCUCUGUCCAGGUGUGCCAGCGGUGAUGUCGACCCUCCUGGCGAACAUAAACGCGUACUAUGCCCACACCAGCGCAAGUUCCGCCGUUUCUGCUAGUGAUAGAUUCGCCGCCAGCAACUUCGGGAAAGAAAAGUUCGUGAAAUUACUGGAUCAGCUGCACAACUCUCUGCGGAUCGAUCUGUCGAUGUACAGAAACAACUUCCCGGCGUCCAGCCGUGAGAAGCUGAUGGACCUGAAGAGCACGGUCGAUCUGCUGACGAGCAUCACGUUCUUCCGUAUGAAGGUUCAGGAACUGUCCAGCCCGCCCAGAGCGAGCACCGUGGUGAAAGACUGCGUGAAAGCGUGCCUACGCUCGACGUAUCAGUUCUUGUUCGAGAACUGCUACGACAUUUACAACAGGGAGUUCCAGGUGGACCCGAGCGAAGUAAAGAGAGACCCAGAGGACCACGGACCCCGUUUGGAGUCCCUCGACUUCUGGCAUAAACUGAUCGCCUUAAUCGUUUCGGUGAUCGAAGAGGACAAGAACAGUUACGCGCCCGUGCUGAAUCAAUUCCCUCAGGAGCUGAACAUCGGUCAACUGUCGGCGGCCACUAUGUGGUCGCUGUUCGCGGUCGACAUGAAGUACGCGCUGGAGGAGCACGAGCAGCACAGACUGUGCAAGUCCUCGGCCUACAUGAACCUCCACUUCAAGGUCAAGUGGUUGCACACUAACUACGUCAUGGACGUGCCCCCUUACAAGGGUGCGGUGCCGGAGUACCCGGCGUGGUUCGAGCCUUUCGUGAUGCAGUGGCUGAACGAGAACGACGACGUAUCACUAGAAUAUCUCCAUGGUGCCUUCAACAGAGACAAGAAGGACGGAUUCCAAAAGAGCAGCGAGCACGCGCUCUUCAGCGUCUCCGUCGUCGACGUCUUCACUCAGCUAACCCAAUGCUUCGACGUAGUCUCCAAACUAGAGUGUCCUGAUCCAGAGAUUUGGAAGAGAUAUAUGAAGAGGUUUGCGAAGACCAUCGUGAAAGUCUUGGUCGCUUACGCUGACAUCGUCAAGAAGGAGUUCCCCAGCCAUCUGAAGGAAGAACGAAUCGCCUGCAUCUUGAUGAACAACAUUCAGCAGCUGCGAGUGCAGCUGGAGAAGAUGUUCGAGUCGAUGGGCGGCGAGAAACUGGAAGAGGACGCGGCGAACAUUCUGAAGGAGCUUCAGCAGCAACUGAACGCAGCUUUGGACGACCUGGCGAUGUUGUUCGCGAAGAGCCUGGAACCGAGGAUAACGGCUUCCGUGAAGGAGUUGGGAGACCUGCUGUUGGCCAUCAAGGGCGGUGGACAGGUGCAGAUGUCGCAACCCGCGCAAAGGAACAACGUCGCCGUCGAAGCUGACGAGGUACUGCGACCGUUGAUGGUCUUGCUCGACGGAAGCCUGUCCUUGUACGCUGAAUCUUGCGAGAAGACGGUGCUGAAGAGGCUGCUUAAAGAAUUGUGGAAGAUCGUCAUGAGGAUUCUCGAGAAGACCGUUGUGCUGCCGCCCAUGUCGGAUAAGAGCAUGAUGUUCAAGAAUCUGACGGAUAACGCGAAGAAUCUGGCGGCGAACGCGAAGAUAGAGGACAUGUCGAAACUGUUCAAGAACCAUAUGGCAGGCAAACCCGACGUGAAGAAUGCCUUGAGCGGCGUAAUGGAUAUUUCCAAGGAAGUAGAGAAGAACCUUUCACCGAAACAAUGCGCGGUUCUCGAAGUCGCCCUCGACACCAUCAAACAGUACUUCCACGCAGGUGGAAACGGUUUGAAGAAGACGUUCUUGGAGAAAUCGCCAGAACUGCAGAGCUUACGAUAUGCUCUUAGCUUGUACACGCAAACAACGGACACCCUUAUCAAGACCUUCGUCACGUCGCAGGUCAACCAAGUGCCGCUGAACACUGCGUCAAAGCUACGUCAGCGUCAGCGUUCGAUGAGCAGCGAGAGAGGUGGUGACGAAGGGGACGGAGCCGAGGGUAUGGAAAGCCUCGAAGAACCCCUUCGCCAGAGCAAGCCCUCUCUACGUCGAGAGAGUCGACAAGUUCCAGAUCCCGCGGGCCCGGAAGAAGGUUCCGUGGGCGAGGUCAGCAUUCAGGUGGAUCUCUUCACGCAUCCUGGAACUGGCGAACAGAAGGUCACCGUCAAAGUCGUCGCUGCGAACGAUUUGAAGUGGCAGCUAGCUACGGGAAUGUUCAGGCCGUUCGUUGAGGUGAACCUGAUCGGACCACAUCUGACCGGAAAGAAGAGGAAGCAGUCGACGAAGUCGAAGAGCAAUAACUGGUCCCCGCAAUUCAACGAGAGUUUCGAUUUCAUGAUCGGCAACGAGCAGCAGCAACUCGACUUCUACGAGCUGCACAUAUGCGUGAAGGACUACUACUUCGCGAGGGAGGACCGACUGGUCGGCGUGGCGGUGAUGCAGCUGAAGGACAUCGUCGAGGAGGGCUCGUGCGCCUGCUGGUUGUCGCUGGGCAAACGAAUCCAGAUGGACGAGACGGGCUGGACGAUCCUGAGGAUCCUCUCGCAGAGGAACAACGACGAGAUCGCCAAGGAGUUCGUGAAGCUGAAGAGCGACAUAAGGCAGGAAACGCCUCUGCCGAAUCCCACCUGAACCUCGGGGACACAGCGUUAAAGCAUACAGCGAAGCGAUGCGUCCUUCGAGUUUGGAAAGAGCUCGGAGGUGGUGAAGGAGGUGCAUUGUCCACAGGGGAGACCAGAGGCGUUCGGCCGUCGUGGUCGAGAGAGUACACGAGGUCCUUGACGACCCGCAGAAGACGCGAUCGAGAACAACCGCGCGAUAUAUAUAUACGUAUAUGUAUAUACGUGUAUACGUAUAUACAUAUAUAUACAUACACAGACAAGAGAAACGCCGUUGACGAAACGAUCCACCGAAUUAAUUUCGGUUACGACGAGAACUCGGUCGCUGCGAAAUGAAACACGGGAACGAGGCCAGUCCCGUUCCCUUCGCGGCCAGCUGCCGGUCGAGCGUGUUCUUCUCUCUUUUUUACGAAUCACAGAGCUUCAGCCCCGUCCCUACAAAACAAAACAAAGGAAAGAAUUUACGGAAAAGUGUCCGGACAAGACGUCUCCCGGAUUGGUAUCGAGCGAACGCGCCCGAGAAAAUCCCUGGCCCCCCGAGUCGAAACGCUCGUCCAUCGGAUACAAAGAAAAGAGGAUACCGAUAGAACGGAAGAGGGACUGAGGGUGAUUCCUCCCUCCCUCUCGGGACGCGUAGAAGCGUCGGAAGCUCGUGAACGGUGAUCUCGGUGAACACGGAGGAACGCGAGCCGGACUCUUAAUCGAUUAAGUGCCGCGAGGAGGGAGGACACGAAGCUUCGAGGCAUUUUGAAGAGUGUUCCGAAUAGACGCGAUACGUGAAAACAGUGCUGCCAGUACGCAAUAUAUUUGGUAAUAUUCGUAAUGUAAGAGAGGAGGAGGAGGAGGAGUCGAAUUAGCCGUAAAAAAAAAAAAGAAAAUGUGCGUCCAACAAAACGCGAGCGUACCUCGACAUCCACGGAUACCACCCUGCGACGCGAAGAGGACGAAUUAAAAAAAAAAAGAAAAACGAAGGAUCACCCACGGGGUACGCGACAGGUCGUGUUUCGACAUACGAAAGACGGGGAUAAUCGCGCUGCGACGAGGCGACGUUAAUACUAAUUAAAACUAUAGACCCUCGUGCGAGACGACGUUUUAGGCCGUUUGUUCGGGAAGACGAGUUUACUUGUAGAUAACACGUGAAAAAAAAAACACAUUGUUGACGAAGAAGUUUUUUCUAAUAACAGUUUAACGUAGCAUUGCGUACGACCAAAUAGGCGCGCCGCGACGUCGCUCGCCGCGCGCCGUUAGUAAUUAAAAUAGGCAUUGUAAUUGUAAAGUACGUUCUUACUCGUAAGGAUUAACAAAAAGAGAUCGUAAGAGUCUGAAUUGCUGUGGUGAACGACAACAGAGGUCCGCUCGAAGGCUUCGAAACACUCCGUGAAUACGUCCUCGGUAUCGCCUCGGCGACGCGAGACGUCGCGCACGUGUCAAUGUACCCCUGUUUACGAUCGACGCGAACGAAAUCACCGUGCCCCGUCCGCUCUCGAUUUUCGAGGGCAACGCAGUAGUGUUUCGAACAUCGAUUACAUUUGUUGCUGGGGUAAUUAAGGGAGGAGUCAAGGUUUUUUGCUAUGCAUUUUAAGGUGCAAUUUGUUCUUGUUUUUGAAAUUUUUUUACGUAUAAAGAUGUACUUUCAAAGAAGAAAAUUUGACAUCGAAGAUUUAUUAUGAAUGUAUACAUAUAUACAGUCAAUUCCAUAAAUAUUCGUACCCUCUAUCGAAGAAGUUUCACUAAAUUAAAUAAUAGUUUUGAUAUUACCAAAUGAAUUCUUCAUUAUAAAUAUGAAUUAAAUUAUACGUGUAUAUAUUUAUAUAUACAUCAAGAUAUUUAUACAAACAUACACUUGGAAACAUCGAACCUAUUAUUUAAUUUAAACAAAUUUCUUCAAUAGACACGGAGGGUACGAGUAUUUAUGGGAAUGACUGCAGAUAUAGUAAUGGCAAUCGUAGAAUUCGGUAAAAACUGCGAGAUAUCUGGAGUUUUUGAAAAACUUCCGAAACAUAAAAUUAAAAGAAAUUAAAAGAAGAAAUCAGAUCCAACAAAAAAAUUACUACUCGUCUACUCGUCCUUACGUAUCGAUAAUUGGCAGAUUUUGAACAUUAUACAAGAUGGGUGAUAUUUUGUUCCAGAUAAAAGAUGACAAAAUGAAUUCAUAUUUCAUAGGUAACUGUUCAAUCCGAACGUUGUACAAUAUCUUCAUUCGUCAUCUAUUACCAUUGGAAUAAAAUUUUGCCUAUCCCCGCCUAUUUCCACGUAAAACUCUAACCGUGCUUCGCGUAUGGAUGAUUGGCGAAUUUUCGAACAUCACGCGAGGCACUACUGUAUCGCGAGACGAGUCUCGAUCAUCGAUCCGGUGUCCGCGGCCGUUUUCACGAGUCGAUGGCCCGAUUUUUCGAAAUUAAACUUUAUAUCGUCGUAGCUCCUAUAGUAAUCGAAUAAUCAUACGAAUAACUUCUCCGACGACCAUUGCUUUCUGCGUGAACGAAGAGGAAAACGAACACACGAGAAGGAAGUGGGAACGCCAGCUUCGAGAACGAACGUUGAUACUUCUCUGUCUAUUCGCUUGAUAUCACAUCGAUAUUGCUCUUGUACAUAGAUCCGAAGGCUGUCCAUCCGUGGACACGGUUCGCUGACCACGUUCGAGUCCUUG